AUGUCUGUUGCACCGUCGCGCGCAGAUGUAGAACUAGCCCACCAGAAGCACAAGUGGCUCGAUAUCGGCACGUUUAGUGUCCGCAACCUUCGAGCAAUGAACUGGAAACGACGUAUCCUUUGGGACCUUUUGCUUAUAAGCCCCGUUCCCAUUCACAUGCUCUACAACUCGGUGGUGUUCCGGUCUAUUUCAAGGCUGGGCUAUGGCGUGAUUUUUGUACCCAACGACCUUUCUCCAUCCGAGUCGCUAGUUGAAGACGGUGUGGCCGAGUCAAAGUUCUACCAAACCAUCUGA
Molecule: messenger RNA, 294 nt
Organism: Penicillium odoratum
Lineage: Eukaryota; Fungi; Ascomycota; Eurotiomycetes; Eurotiales; Aspergillaceae
Exons: 1
Coding region: 1-294 (97 amino acids)
Source: RefSeq, a predicted model, not a curated record